AUGUCCCUCAAUGUCAAUCUCGAAGCUCCUAACGGACGCCAGAUCACGUUGCCCACAGGGUUAUUCAUCAAUAACGAGUUUAUUGCUGCCACAAAUGAUCGUAAGAUCACAACUAUCAACCCAGCUGACGAGCAAGAAAUCGCCUCUGUUGAGGCUGCUUCGGCUGCUGAUGUAGACAAGGCUGUUAAGGCGGCUCGAGCUGCGCUUGAGGGCGAAUGGUCCAGCAUCGCUGCCUCGGAUCGCGGAGCCCUCAUGUACAAGUUCGCAGAGCUGAUUGAAGAGCACAAAGAAAUUCUGGCCACUCUAGAGACCUGGGAUAAUGGAAAGCCAUAUCAGGCUGCCCUUACUGAGGAUGUUGCCGAGGUCAUCUUCACUCUAAAGUAUUAUGCUGGCUGGGCAGAUAAAAUCUAUGGGCAGACGAUCCCAUUGACUUCUCAAAAGUUCGCAUAUGCUCUUAAACAGCCUGUCGGGGUUUGCGGCCAAAUUAUCCCUUGGAACUAUCCCCUAGCUAUGGCAGCUUGGAAGUUAGGCCCAGCGCUUGCUUGUGGGAAUACAGUCAUCAUCAAGCCCGCAGAGCAAACCCCCCUCUCUAUUCUGUAUCUCGCAUCUUUGAUUCCACAGGCUGGCUUCCCUCCCGGUGUUAUCAACAUCCUCAAUGGGUACGGUCGGGAGGCUGGAACUGCCCUGGUAGAACAUCCUGGCGUUGAUAAGAUCGCCUUUACAGGCUCCAGCUUGACUGGAAAGGCUGUUAUGAAACUGGCCUCCGCAACGAUGAAAAAUAUCACAUUGGAAACCGGUGGCAAGUCACCUCUCCUGGUCUUCAAAGAUGCCGAUUUGGACCAAGCUGCCAAGUGGGCUCACGGCGGCAUCAUGGGCAACCAAGGACAAAUUUGCACGGCAACUUCUCGACUAUUGGUUCAUGAGGAUGUCCUGGAAGACUUCAUCAGUCGCUUUAUAGACGUGAUAUCCAAGCACAAGAUUGGAGAUCCCUUCUUGGAUGAUACCUUCCAGGGCCCUCAAAUUACCUCGGACCAAUACCAGAAGAUUCUCAACUACGUGGAGACUGGAAAGAAGGAUGGGGCUAUAUUGGUUACAGGCGGGAAGCCUUUUAAGAAUGUGGGAGGCAGCAAAGGCUUUUUUAUUGAACCAACUGUGUUCUCUGAUGUGACGGAGAAUAUGACCAUCUUCCAGGAGGAAGUGUUUGGUCCUUUUGUAUCCAUCACGCCUUUCAAGGAAGAGGCUGAAGCUAUUCGUCUAGCUAACAACAGCUUAUACGGCCUGGGAUCUGCCAUUUUCACAAGAGAUUACGAGCGAGUACAUCGCGUGGCCGCAAGGUUGGAAGCUGGCAUGGUCUGGGUGAAUAGCUCCAAUGACUCUGACCCCAGGGUCCCAUUUGGUGGUGUGAAGCAGAGCGGCAUCGGCAGGGAACUUGGAGAGGCUGGGCUGGCUGCGUAUACGCAGACAAAGUCUGUUCAUGUAAAUAUGGGACAGUUGCUCUAG
Messenger RNA from Clonostachys rhizophaga, 1500 nucleotides. The record is from the annotation of a GenBank genome assembly. Lineage: Eukaryota; Fungi; Ascomycota; Sordariomycetes; Hypocreales; Bionectriaceae.